UUCUUAGACAUUUUGCUGUAAUGUGCUAAGUAUUAUUAAGGAAAAUUGCAUUUUUAGAGAUUAUGUAUCUUGAUGUAAUUUGGAGAAAUUACUUCGAUAUAUAAGUAACUGUGGACUGUGCGGUCGUAUUACUUAUGGUACAGCGGUGCCAUCAUGCAUCAGCCACUGAUACAUUAUACACAAUUUAUGAUUUAAGAUUUUUUUUUAUGAGUAUACAUGUUGGAAGUGGUCAAUCUUAAGAUUUUACACACAUCGUAUGAAAAAUUAAUGACAACAAAACAAAAUUUGUUUGUCAAUGUAAGCUACCGGUUAUGAUCAAGAAAUGUACAUCAUAAUAUAGACAUAAGUAAAAGCCAUUUUGGGCUUUAAGGGAAAUUAAUAGUGAGCAUUUGAAAGAAAUAUGCCCAAACGUCAAAGAUUAUCUACAGCACGCGGUCAAACUUUGCUAUGCAAUAGAUUGUGUGGCAAAUCACAAGCCCACGAAAAUGUUAUACCACUACAAAGAAAAUCCACAAGUGUAUUGAGUGUUAAAGCAUCAACACAACAGCUUCCCAGGGCACUACGGCGCAAGGAUUUAAAGUCCUUGACUUAUUUGACAAGUGCUAACAAUGAACCAAAUAAAGCCGUUACUUUAAAGUCAUGUAUUUCGUCCCAAAAACAAAAUGACAAGAUCAAAAUGAAAGUUAAAUUUUAUAUUAAAAAGACCGAUAAUAAUCAGUCUUACAGCGCCAGUGCAACAAAAUCUGACCAUGACUUUGAUAAGAGUAUUACGAAAAGACAAAAAGAAACGCCAAAACUGCACUCAGCAUACGCAACGCUGCAUAGCAAUAAAAUAGACUUUAAUAGAGCCAGAGACAUGGCAGGUGAUAACAACCGCCUAAAAAUAAAUAUAAAGCCAAAAAAGUCUUUUGAAACAACUGGAAAGAAAUCAAUAAUGAAUACUUUAUUUUUGAAAAAAACCAUUGCCAGUAAAAUAAAAAAUAUUAUUAUUGAUAAAUCUAAGCAAUUUUCUGAUACCAGCUUAAAACACAGGAGGAAUUCUUUAAAGUUAAGAUUUUGCAAUAGCUACUCAUCGAUCGUAGAUUAUGAUAAAUUUGAACAAAAUGUAAAAACAAAUAUCAAAAAGCAGAUCGUUAGUCCAAAUUCAAAAACUAUUACUAAACAAAAUAAAGUUUCAAGUGAUAGAAGUAAGCCCUUGUCAAGAAGUGAAACAACUCGUAAAACAAAUGCUAAAUCAAAAGGAACAAUUUCAACCAUUUUUAAGAACAUUAACCAGACUAGCCAACUGCAUUUAAGAAAAUCACUACCCACACCAAAGCCUGAACACAGGAAUUCUGGAAUCACGAAAAGUGCUCUAUCAGCAGUACUUUAUCACGAUAUUUGUGGAACUGGAAAAAGACGAGAAGAACGGAAAUAUCACGAAAAUUAUAAAAAGCGUCGUUCUUUAUCAAUUAGAUUUGGUAAGCAAACUUCUAAACAGGGUCUCAAAUAUUUUACUGAAUUACAAAACGCAAACACAGCAAUUAAUACGCCUGAAACGACUCAGGAAUCAGAAGAUCUCAAUAUAAAUAAAAUUUUAUCUAAUAAGAAACUAAAACGAGAUCGUGGACUGAAACGUUUAUUUGAAAGGACGAGAUCCUAUAAAACAAAUAAUCGUGUAAAAACUGAAAAAAUAAAACGAGUCGCAAAUAAUGCAACUCUAUCAUCAUUUGAAUUAAGUAACAAUGGCAUGAAUUUUAUGGAGAGUCAAAAUAGCGUACUUGGUGUUAGCUCCGGAAAAAUAACAAACUGUCAACCCAAUAAUUCAUUAAGUACAUUGAAAAAAUCAGCUUCUAAAGACAAUACUUGUAACAAAGAGUUAUCAAGUGAAGACUUAAAUGAACUUUCAAAGAAUGUUAAGCAAAAUAAACUUCUUACGAAUAAAACAAUUGAGAAAGAGUUUUCAAAUUCGUCGAACUUGCGUGUUGCUAAUAAAACAAGUAAGUUAUCUACAAGAAUGUCAACGUUAAAUAAGUGUUAUGACAAAUGUAAGAGUAUUAAUUUGUUAUUCAGGCGCCACCCAGAAUAUACUUUGCAAAAAAAAAAUAAACAAACACAGAUUAAGAAAUCUUCAUCAAGGACAAAAGAUAAUCCAUUCUUAAACAACUUCUUUAAACCACUUCACACAUUGAAAUCAAGACCCAGUGACAUAACAGUAGAAGAAUCAAUAAAACCUGCGAAUGACACAAUAAAACUUAGACAUGAAAAGUCACAAAAUUCUCCUUUACCAAUAAUAAAAGAAACACAAUCUAUAAUUUCACGUAAAAUUAGUCAAAAUGACGCAAUAUGUGAUGGUACUUGUAAAUGCCCUUUAAUGAAAAAUUCGCAAAAUGAAAUUUUAAAGAGACCUGGAAACUGUUGUAUGGUUGAGCUUUAUAAAAUAAACAGUAAUAAUCAGCUUAAUGCUAAACAUUCUAUGAAUGUGUCUGAUAGAAACAUAUAUAAUUUAAAGGAUAUGACUAAUUAUAAAGAAACAUAUCUUAAAUUAAACCGAAGAGAGAAAAAGCUGUUAAAAGAACGAGUGUCGUUUAACACAAACCUACCCAAAGAUUUAAAAGAAAAUGUAAAAACAACAGAGCAAAUCAAUACAAGCCAAGAAAAGAUUGAUCAAAAUUGUAAAAGUGAAACAGUAAAAACAACGAGUAUUAAUAAAGCAAUCGAAGAGCUAUCGAAUAAAAACAACACUUCUUUAACAAACAAAGAAUCACGUAAUUUUUUUCAACAUCAUAUAUACCAAGGUCUCCUUAUAUCUCGAAAGUGUAGACAGUGGUAUCUGGCAAAAAUGAGAGCCGUCAAUGAGGUAGAGAAUAUACGUAGAGGUAGAAAAUCUGAAAUUGUAAAUCAAUUUGAAUUUGAUACAACAGACGAGCCAAGACCUGGCCUAUCACUGAAAGUAAAUCCUCAACCAAUGCAUAAGGAGUGUGUUCCAUCGUUUAUAGAAAAGUCCAAACAACUUCCUACUAUUAAGCCGAGUCCGUUUCCCUCUCGUUGCAAACUUGAUGUAGAUCUUGACUAUUCAGAUUAUAAACCUGGUGUGUCAUUAUAUAAUAAAAAACAACGUAAGCCGUCUUCAGGUUGUGACAAAAGGCGGGAUAUUUGCCAAGGCUGUAAAAGGCCCCUUUCAGAAUGUGUGUGCGAAAAAGAUAAAUCGCAGACCGACAAUAAAAUAAACUCACCCUCAAACAAUAAACUCAAAAAAGACGCAGAACGUAAAGUUUCUCCAGACAUUAAAAUAGACACAAAACGCAAAGUUGGUCCAGACAUUAAAAAAGACCGAAAACGUAAAGUUUAUUCAGACAUUAAAAUAGACCCAAAACGUAAAGUUAGUUCAGACACUAUAGACCCAAAACGCAAAGUUAGUUCAGACAUUAUAGACCCAAAACGUAAAGUUGGUCCAGACAUUAAAAAAGACCGAAAACGUAAAGAUGGUCGAGACAUUAAAAUGGACCCAAAAAGCAAAGUUAGUUCAGACACUAUAGACCCAAAGCGCAAAGUUAGUUCAAACACUAUAGACCCAAAACGCAAAGUUAGUUCUGUCAUUAAAAAAGACCCAAAACAUAAAGCUGGUCUAGAUAUUAAACGCAGAUUAUUAGAUCCUUGUUUUGAUAAACGACCUGAAGAUAAACAGAAACAAGAAAAAAAGAAAACUACUAAAGCUCAAAAGCCGAAAGCAAGUGAAAAAAUAAAAAAGAAAGAAAAAAAAGUUGCUACAAAAAAUAAGGACGAAUGCAAGGAUAAGAAACAGGACACUAAUCCCAAACCUAAAAAAAAAUUCUGUUUGAAAAAAAUUUUUGAGAAAAAGAAACCUACUUGUGAUCCAGAUUGUAAGCACCUUUCAAAAUUAGACUCUAAACCUAAACCAUCAAAACAUAGUCUUUUAAAAAAUGAUGUUAACAAACAACAGAAAAUGGACAAAGACAAAGACCCCAAACAAAAUUUUUCAAAAAAUGACGUUAACAAACAACAGAGUAUGGACAAAGACAAAGACCCAAAACAAAAUUUUUCAAAAAAUGACGUUAACAAACAACAGAAAAGAGACAAAGGUAAAGAUUCUAAACUUAGUUUUCCAAAAAAUGAUCUUAACAAACAACAGAUAAAAGACAAAGGUAAAGAUCCUAAACAAAAUUUUUCAAAAAAUGAUGUCAACAAACAACAGAUAAGGGACAAACGUAAUUUUUCAAAAAAUGAUUUUAACAAACAAUACAUAAGGGACAUAUGUAAAGAUCCGACAUCAAUUAGUGGAAUUCUCCAACGAGGGGGAAUACUUAAUAUUGAUUUAGAUUCAGAUUCAAAUUCAGGUACAGAUUCAGGCUCAAAUUAUAAUUCUAAUACUAGUUCAAGUUCAGGUUCAAGCUCCAAUUCAUUUGGUAAGCGACCCAAUAAACGUAGACUAUCAAAUCCAAAUUUUAGAGACAGAGAUAAAAACUACGUUCAACCUAAACCUAUAAACCUACAACCUAAUAAGGAUCGUUAUCAAACAUCCAAUAAAAAUAAAUCACCAAAUUAUAGUCCUGCAAGUAAACGUAACAAACGCUUUUCUAAAUCGAGUAAGUCAUUUUCUUCAGUUGAAACAUUUCACAAAAGACCAAAAGACUGUGAUCCAAAUGAUAUAUAUAACUUGUCUACUACACGUAAAACAUCAAAUAAUAGUCUAGCAAGUGGAGAUAAAACCCAAGUUAUUUAUCCUAAACCAAAAAAAACACUUCCUAUGUAUGUACAUCAUCUUAAAAAGGAAUCCAAUAAUGUUACUGAUCGCAAGAGUAGUUCUAGCGUACAAAAUAAACUGAAAUCACCCAAUAAAAAAGAUAGGAAAUCUAUUUCUCCCGAAUCUAUAAAACUAACACCUAGACGUAGACACUCAAUAAAACACGUAGCUUCUAACACAAAACAAAAUAUUUCGUCAAAAAGCAAUCAAACAUUUUCUGACAAAAGUAAGAACCCUCCCAGUGGCGUAAAUUUUUUUACAAAUACAGUAAAGUCCUGCAAGUGUUACCUAAAACGUAAAUUUAUUAGACAGAGGAAUUCAAAAAGUAAUUAUCGAUGCCUUUGCUGCAUAUGUAAUAAAAAGUUUUCCAAAUGUGACUGUCUAAAAAAAUUACAAAAAUUUCAAGAUCUGAAUGAGAGCGAUACAGUGCAUGUAGCAAAUAAAAUUCAGAGUAUUUAUAAAAAUACACCAUUUCAAAAUAAAUCCCAAAAUUCUUUGGAAUCGAUUUCAAAUCCAAGUAAAAGUUAUGGCAUUAAAUUAGAUAAAAAAGAACAUAACGAAGAAAAUGUUAAAUGUUUAAUUUGUAAAGGGUUCCUUCGUAAAUGUGAUUGUUUGCUCAAAAAACAAGAUAAAGCUAAAUCAUUAACUUCCGACCAAUUUAUAGAUAAAAACAAAAAGGAAUCUAAAGAAUGUAAUAAGGCUUAUUCCGAAGGUUUAUUUAUCUCAAACAAAAACAAAAAGGGUAGUUAUUUUCAACGUUUUCGGCGCAAACCAUCGGAAAAUAUUAAACAUAUUCUGACACAAGAAUUUGAACGCAGAAUGCAAAAAAACAAUCAAAUUCAACAACUAAACAGUGAGAUUACAAAUAAAAAAUCUGGUUCGAAACGUUUUUUUGAUAUUGGCCACCGUAAGAAAUAUGAUGUAUUAAAUACAGAUAUACGUAACUACAUAGAGCUUCUAGCUCAUAGAAUUGAAAGUGAUUUGUUGUCUAGCAUUAGACAAAAAAACAAUCGACAAAAUCUCAAAAGCAGAAAAUCGCUACACACUCAAUAUUCAAAUGAGAGUAAACAAACCAUACCUGGAGAAUCUGACACAUCAAUUUCUAAACAUACAUACUCUACUUUACAAAAAGCUAGACGAGGAAAUAUCUACAAAAUAAUAAACGACCAUUUAUGUUUUCUUGUCCAAACAAUUGAAACAAGUUGUUUAGAUCGUCUUCAAAAUAACGAAAAAAAAAACAUUAGGAAUGAAAAUACACAUCUAAGUGGUCCAAACCGUAACUUAAAUGCCAACAAAUUACAAUGCGGUGUCGCUAAUGAAGCUUUGAAAGCUAAAAGUCCACCAAAAACUGAAAGUUGUUGUUGUAAAACAAAUAUAAAUAACCAAAAAAAGACACUUGACCAACCUAAAAAUAUAACUUCACAAGGAAUGAAAACAAAACCUGGUUUUAGUAAUGAAGCUGUUUCUGGGAAAAAAGACGAAUGUGAAACUUUUUUAGAAAAUUUAAUGAAACGUGGCCUUAGUAUUUGUAAGGCAAAAAAAAAUAAUGGAUCAACUAUAAAAUUACAUGUUAGACGGAAAUCUCUUAGUUACCGCCGCUUAAGUAAAUUACAUCUACCGACAACUAAACAAUUGCCUCAGAGUAAUUAUAAAAUAAAGGAUGUGGCUACAAGUUGCAGUCGUACACGAGUAAAAACAGAUAAAACAUCAACACAUGACGAUCCUUGUUUCCCCCGUCCUUUCUGUAGCAGUAAAAGCAAAGCUUCAGAUAUUUCACAAACAAAGUGUAUUUCACCAAAAAAGUGUCAAGAAGAUGCAAAACAACUUAAAAACGAAGGCCAUCAAGUUUCACCUAAUGAAUUCAAAAAAAAAAGUAGAGGUAUACGUUUCACUUUUCGGCCACGGCCAUGUGGAAAACACAAAACUGCAGUCCCAUGUGAUUUAAGUUGUGAUAAAAUUAGUUUACGAGUAGAUUCAAAACACUGGUGGCUAGACAAAUCUCGCAAAAAACAUAAAGGAAUUCAUCUCCAGAGUCGUAGAAAGAAAAAGAAAAAGACAACGAAAAAGAUGAAGAGAAAAAAACUUAAACGUAAAAAACCAUCAAAAUUUAAGAAAUUUAUGAAGAAACAGGCUAACAAACAAUCAAAGAGACUACAGAAGAGACUUGAAAAAAGACUAAAGAGGGAAAUGAAAAAAAAAACAAAAAAAAUAAACUGCAAAGGUAUUUCAAAAAAGUUGAGAAAAUUUAUUCUAAAACUAGACGUGCCAUGUGACCUAACCAAAUAUGCAUUAAGGGAGAGGCCGUUUCCUUUAGAACGCAAACCUACUCUUUUUGCUGCUUUGAAACAGGCUAUAGGCUUUGUACUUGUUGGCCUCGCCGCAGCAACCUGGCUCCCAAUCUUUAUAUUAUUUACUAUUUUGAGAUGUUUAUUCUGUUGGUAAUGGUAAUAUAAAAUAAUUUAA
Molecule: messenger RNA, 7207 nt
Organism: Spodoptera frugiperda (fall armyworm)
Lineage: Eukaryota; Metazoa; Arthropoda; Insecta; Lepidoptera; Noctuidae
Exons: 2
Coding region: 401-7186 (2261 amino acids)
Source: RefSeq, a predicted model, not a curated record